Molecule: messenger RNA, 11940 nt
Organism: Cinara cedri
Lineage: Eukaryota; Metazoa; Arthropoda; Insecta; Hemiptera; Aphididae
Source: the annotation of a GenBank genome assembly
GCGUAAAUACUUUCUGUAUAUUAUAAUAACAUAGAAGAAGGGGUAUAUCGGUCGUACAAGACCUGUACCGUACCUGUGUCGUGCGGCGAAACACAACGCGAUCAGAGUAUUUUCUAUGAACGGCAGUGUGCGCAGUAUUCGCGGUCUUCCCGAAAAGACUUUAACGCUAUUUCGUCGCGAUUUCUCGUAUAUACAGGCAUUUUUUUUUUUUUUAUAACAGAUAAAUUCGACAUCUAUAUAUACUAUAAAUAUACCUACGAUAUUUUUUACGGGCUUGCACGAUGAUGGAUUCAAAAACAAUAUGAAAGGUAAUAUCUAUAACAAUAUCAAUAACGAUUUCACGAACACGAUAAAUAUUAUAAAUAAAAUAAUAAUAUAAUUAUGGAUAAUAUAAUUAGGAUUAGGUAUAUUUUUUUUUAAAUAUUUGCAAUUAUAUUUUAUAAUAAUCAUAUAUUAUUACAAUUAUCUAUAAAUUACAAUAAUUUGUAAAAAAAUAAUAAUGAAGCAAGUACCAGUGUCAAUUUUCAUGAAAAUUCGUUAAUGUUGACAUAUUUCUUAAAACUUAAUAUUAUAUUAUGUAAAAUAAUGAUAAUACAAAUAAAAACUUUUUAUGAUUGUACUACAAAAUAUUUUCGUUUUCUAUGUAUAUUAUUUAUCUUUUCUAGGUACCUAUAUAUAAUACGUUUUCCAACGAACUGUCGAAAAUCUAUACAUUUGAUUUUGAUGUCGAAUAUCAUUUUUAUAUGGUAUUAUUGUUUUUCUAUUACCUAUACUAUCACGGAGACCCAAAAAUCUUAAACAAAAAAAAAACCUUUUUUUUUGUUCAGUUCAAAAAUGUUUAUCCGUAACCGUCGCAAUAGGUGUGUAUUUUUUAUACGUAUUAUGUGCAAUACGAAUCAACAAUACAACGGGAACGAAUCAAUUAUUGUAUUAUAAUACUACAGUAGAUACUCUACAGUAUAUAUAUAUAUAUAUAAUAAAUAUUAGGUACUACAUUAUAUACCAGCAAAACACAUAGUAUACCUAUAGUCGUGAAUUACGCAAACGAAUAAAUUGGUGAAUUUAGAAAUCUGUCUAUAUAUAAUUACGACAUAAUAUAUACUUGAACUAAUUGUAAUACUACAACAAUAUAAUAAACAUAACCUAUAAAACAUCUAUAAAACAGAUUUAAAAAAAAUUGAUACAUAUAGAAAUUCUUAUACGCAACGAUUUAUCGUUGCGUACAAAAAACAAAACUGAGCGGAGUUUGGUUAUUCAUGUUUAUACAUUAUUUACGAUUUUAAUCAAAAUUUGAUUUUAAAAUUCUUACAAAAAAAAAAUUCUAUAUUAUACUCAAUUUUUUUUAUAACAAAGUACGACUUAUAAGCAUUUCUGUUUGAUCUGAAAAUUUUAUCCACAGAGUAACAUACCUACCAAAUUAAAAUUACGUACAAAACCCGCCAAAUUAAAAUGUUUAUAAAUGGUCCAAAAAUUGCUAAAAUGUUUUGAAAAUUUAACAACGUCUGGAAAAAACAAAUAUAAGUUUUUUUUUUCCAAAUUUUAAAUCUUUACAAUAUUACAACAAAAAAACAAAAUUGAAAAAAAUAAAAGCAUUUUCUUAAAUUGUAUAGUUUUUUCUACGAUUUUUUUUCAAUUUUUCUGAAAACCACUUGGAAAAUCAAAAAAUGACUUGAAAAAAGUACCACCUAGAUAAAAUUGUUUUUCAGAAAUAGUACUACACUUAAAAAUCGGAGCCAGAUUUCUGAUAGAAACAUUUCUGAUAGUACAUAUUAAAAAAAAAAAUUAAUAAAUAUUAUUGUAAAACCAAUACAUUCUUCACUUCGCUCAGAAUCUAAAAAUGACAACGAAGGACGGUGUAAAUCGAUUUUAUUUUUGUAUUUUUAUUACUUUCUGAAUUACCUUGACUACAAAAUUAAUGACUUGAUAAGAAAACCACGAUUAAUACUAUAACUUUGCCAGUUUACCGAGAUCUGCUCACAAUUGUUUUCCGAUUACAUUUUCGAAUAAAUUAUUGCACUCAGUAUACAAACUAAAAAUUAUCUAUACCUUAUAACUUUCCUACUUCUCACCUACAAUAGUGGCCUACCCGUAGUGCGAAUUAUGUCCGGCUUACUAUAUACAUUUAUAUUUCUGUGCCUCUGUAACCGGGAAUAUUUACUUGAAAUUUUACCCGCCUCGGUAAAUUUUCCCUGGUGAAAUUGUAUAUAUAUAUUUUUUUAAUGAUUUUGUAUGAAAAUUUAUUCAGGUUAAGUAAGACAUAACUAAGUCCUAAGUAUUAAUAACUAUGUUAAAUUUAUUUAUUUACUUCUCAAAUUAAACCUUAAAAUAAUUAUUUUUAGAACCUUUUGACACCUUGAUGAAACUUAUAGGCUGUAUAAUUUGGAGAUAUGAUAAGAAGAUAAUUCUUGCAACUACAUAGUCAGAAGGUUAGCUUAAACACACGAGACGCUCUGGAAACAAUUAUUGUCACGGAACUUAUUUUAUACUAUUUUUGUUUUCGAACAUACAAAUUUUUUUUUAUCAAUAUUACGAAAAUUAUAACGAUUUCGUUAUCGAUUAUAAUGGCUCACGUGAAAAAUAAUCGAUAGACAUUUUGCCGCACGUGUCGUCACGUCGUGUUAUUGAAAAUCGCAUUGCAGUCAAUAUUAUUGUCGCGAAUACGAUUUAUGCCCGUCGCGGAAUAGGUAUCGCAUAACCGAUCUCCCCCGCAAAAUCACGGUGUUUAAUAUUGUAUAAUAUACAGGGUACACGUCCUGUAAUGUUAACGGUUUCCCUACACGCCAACACCGUUAUGUAAAUUACGGGAAACAGAUAUGAUAACGCGUGAAUAACGCUAUACGCUAUACGCGCUACUACUACUUCGGCGAUGAUGAUGAUAAUAAUAAUAUAACUGCACGUUAUCAUAAUAACAGACAUUAAACAACUAGAGUGGAAACUGUACAGUGUGUUUUCUAUAUUAUUAUAAUAUACGGUAUACGCGGAAAUUACAAAACGCCGCGAAUGAUAGUCAUUAAAAAAAAAACCCGAAUUUGUAUAAACUCGUAAAAUAUUAUUACACUAAAUAAUCGCAAGUCGUUUUUUUUUUUGUUUUUUUUUGUUAAUAUGUAAAAAAUAAUAUGCACGCAAUUACACAGAUAUAUCAUCAAGGUGAUGGUAUCCUAUUCGUAAAUAUACGACGUUAUUAUGAUGCUCGUAAUCGUUAUCAUAAUACAUCGAGAUGGGUAAUAUCGCAUCGCGUACUUUGACCGUAAUCGUUGAAAAUUAAAAAAAAAAAUAAAUCAUUGAUCUCUGACCGAGACCUUGAAAAUUAUUUUCAAAAAAAAAAUUGUUUUUUUCUUCGGGUGGCCGUGGACGGUGGAAUGCGCGGUUAUUAGAAUAUUAUUAUUAUUAUUGUUGUUCUCAGCGAGCGAUGUGUACUUUAUUAGCAACACGACAUCGCCGCCGAUCGUCGUGACAAUGAUUCGACGGGAAUUCAGUAAAAGAAAAUAUUGUGUUUGCUAGAUUAUUAUAUAUACAGGGUGAUCCAUUUAUCACGAAUAGGUGUUCUUUUCAGUGGGUUUUGAGAAGAAAAAAAAUGAUUAAAAAAAUCAUUUAGUUUUUUUUUUCAAUCAUUAAGCUUUAUUUUAACACUAUUUUCAAUUGUUUACCCCCCUCGAUCCUUAUACCCCAAACGAGUAUACAUUUUGGAUUUUAAACUCAGAUUUAUAUAGAGAAUAAGGGUUUUCAAAUUCGAAAACGAAUCAAACAAACACAUUAAAAAUGUUUGUCAAAAUUAAUCUCUAUUCGAGUCUGUUUAAAAGCGAGAUGUGAUUAUUUGAAAUUCAAAGUAUACUCAUUUAUUGCAUACUUGUACUAACAUUGCUGCUUCGUGACAAAUGUGGACCACCCUAUAUAUUAUGAUAUAUUGUUAUCAUUAAUGCUGAUCGUUAUUGUUGUUUUUUUUUUUUUUUUAGGCGGGUAUGUUAUAUAACAUCGUGGAAGAGAAAAACUAAUCGUUUUCCAUUAUCGCGACCGUGGAUAUUAUUAUUAUGAUCGACGAAUAUUAUGGUUUCCGAUUAGAUUUUUAAUGUUAUCUCGGUAAUACCGACUGCUGUACACUGUAAUCAUGUAUUUCAAACUCAACAUUCCACCCGUCUUUAAACAGGUAACGAAUAACGUGCAAUAUGUUAUGAGGUCUAAGGAAAUAUCCUUAAAACUUCCAUGUAAAAUUAUUUGUGGUUUACAUUUCCGAAGAUAAUAAUAAUGCUAAUAUCAUUAUUACCUAUAGUAUAUUAUUUUGUACGCGGUUUGAGAAGAAGGAGAAAACUACAUUUUUUCGAUCAUUAUUAUUGAUUAAUAUUAUGAAAAGUUAUAAAAACUUCAAAUAAUAUACAUACCGAAAUAAUUCCCAAGAUCAAAUUGAAAAAAAAUUAAAGAAUAAUACAAUUCUAUUAUUCUAUAAUAAUAAAAUAAUAAUGAAUGACGUUUUUUAUUUGUUUUUUUUUUGCGACCGCGAAAAAACUCGUACUAAUUUGAUUGUCACCAAAUUUUACGUGCAGUGAUGUGUCUUGAACUUUUGGCCUUUGGCAAGAAUUAUACGUAUACGUCAAUAAAAAAUUUUUUUUAACUACUAUAGGUACUAUACAUGUCCGAAAUCGGGAUAAACUGCAAUAGGGCAAAAUGAAAAUACUAUUCACUAAUACAGUCAGUGACAAAUUUGUAGAGAGCUGAUGAAUGCAAUUUUUAGAAAGGAUGGCACACUUGUUUUUAAAGAUUUUUUAUAUUCUAAGCGAAGUGCGGGAUGUAUUACUUUUCCAAUGAAUUUUAUUUUCCUUUUUUGAAACUGUGAACAAGAUUUCUACUAGAUUUGCUCUUCUAUAUCAAGAGUAGCACUUUUUCUGAAAAGAAAUUUUAUUCAGUUGGUACUUUAAGAACAUAAUUUUUAAUUUUCCAAACGGUCUUUAUAAUAGUUAAAAAAAAACGGACAAAUAAGUAUGUCGUAAAUCUUUCAUUUUUUACAUUUUACAGUUUAUGUUUUCUCCUAGAAAUCUUGCACAAUAAAAAUAUUACAAGAUAUCUUUGUUGGUGUAUUUUAAAUCUAGUUACUUAAAAAAAAAAAAGGUAAUUUUUUGAUUUUCCAAGGAAUUUUUCAUAAUAAUUGGUAAUAACCAAAACAAUACGAAAAAGAAAGCUAAUAAAUUUAAGGCGCAUCAAGACGUCAACAUUUCUUUAUUUUAACUUUUUAUGGCUAAUGUUUUCUACCAAAAAUAUUGCCUCUAGUAAAAAAACAGCAAGAGACCUCCGCUCAGAGUAGUUUUUCAUUAGCAAUGAUUAAUCUUUGCAUAUAUAUAAACAGAAAAAUUGUCCAUCUAUAUCACACCCUCCCAACUUCUAACUUACAACUGUGGUCCACUCAUCGAGCAGAAGUAUGCCAGUCUAUUUUUUUUUAAUCCGUUCCUUGUUAAAUAUUAUAAUAGAUGUAUGUAUAUACAAAGAUUAUAAUAUAUUUAAAAUAUCAGAGUCUUUGUCUUUUGUGUGAGGAACCAUGAUUCUGCAUGUUGUUCUGGAGGAAACGGUAAAUAAAUAUUAGCCUAUAGAGUCAGAGAAAAAUGUUAAAAUACGCCACAGAUUUUAGAGUGUUUUCAAAAUUUUUAAAAACCCAGUAAUUUAAUUUUUGACGUCACAAUCAAGGUGUGAUCGCUCAUUUGUGUGAAAACUAAAUUAUGAUAUUUUCAUUGGCCCGCAGAUGUUCGCCGCGUCCGGUCCUCUGAUCGUGACUCUUAGUUCCGGGAUGACCGUCGGGUUUUCUGCGGUACUCCUACCACAGCUCAAGAACGACCGUUCGGCCAUUAGGAUCGACAGUCACCAGGAAUCGUGGAUAGGUGAGAGCAUACAUACGUACACCUAACCUAUUGGUUACCACAAAGUUUUUAACCUAACCUAACCAUAUACUGCACAUUUCUCUAUAUUCAUAGUCAAUACAAUUCUUCGUCUAUAUACUCCACGCGCUCUCAUAUCUCUCUUAAUAUUAAAUAACAAUUCUUCUCUUGCAGCCACAUUAAAUCACUAUUUACUUAAUUUCUUCAUACAUUUCUCCUAACCUAACUGUCCAAAUAUUUUAUUUUCUCUCUACUAUUUUCUUUAUUUACUGUUAUACUCAUAUAAACUAUCUCCGAUUAUAUUAUAUUCACUCAUAUAAUUUUAUAUCAAGUAACACCACACAUCCGCCACAUAAUAUUUCUACUAUAAUACUUCCAUUUUAAUUUCUUCUUUUACUUUUAUCUCUUUACUAGUUGCGCAACUUAAGUGAAUAAAUAAAUAUAAAAAUCUGAUCAAAUAUAUAAAUGUCUAUGUUGAUGUCAAAUUCUUAUUAUUUAUAUAUAUAAAAUUUAGUAGUAAGCGUCAUUCUUAUCAAUUCACGUAUUAUUCGUCUGAUCAGUGCAGUCACAUCUAUUGCGUGCGCAGGUAUCCAUUAUGCAAGUUAUCAACGAUGCGUGACGUAAAAUAAUACCAAUAGCUAAAUUAUUAGUCCUUAUCAUGUCAUGUAGACAGUGGCGUAGCCAAAAAGGUUUUGUGUGUUGUAGUCCCCUCCUUUGCUUUUUUUUUAGCCUAAGAUAAGGUUAAGAAAGCUGUAGACCCCUAAAUCCCCCUAAGCUCCUAAAACUAUUAAUUUUCGGGGGGGGGGGUUGAACCUCCAAAUCUCCCCUCCUGUAUACUUGCCUGUCUCUAUGUUGUUCUUAUCCACAAUCAUCUAUUUAGUCUUUAAAUAUUUUUGACGUUAACGAUUUAUACUUUAUACUAAGUGCAUAUUUUAGGACUGUCGGUAUGUGAUUCGUAUUUUUCUCUAAGUUCGUUAACAUUAAAAUAUCGUUUAUGAAACGAAUGCAACGCAUAUAUUAACCAUUUACUAUAAUUACUUUACUUUUAGUUUAAACAUAUAAUAUGAAUCCUUUAAAUACUAUUACAAUUAAAUUAUAAUGUUAUUUGUAUUUUUCACUCGUGUUUCAGCCAGCAUGGCAGCGCUGCCGAUGGCAGUGGGCAGCGUGCUGGGUGGCAUAUCUAUGGACAAGCUGGGCCGAAAGACGACUAAUAUGUUGAUCUGUGUACCGUUUGUGUUGGGCUGGACGGCCGUGUCGUUAGCCAACGACGUGGAAGGCGUGUAUGUGGGUCGACUAUUGACGGGCCUGUGUACCGGACUACUGGGCCCACCGUCGGCCGUAUACAUUGCUGAGGUGACGGAACAAAGGUACCGAGGUGCCGCACUCGCCAUGAUAUCGUUCUCAGUGUCAGCCGGCAUACUGAUCGUGCACACUAUGGGAACGUUCCUCGACUGGCGGCUUGUAUCAGCCCUUUGCUCAGUGAUACCGUUCGCCGGCUACGCGCUCAUAUGGUUCACACCCGAGUCACCGGUCUGGCUGUUGGACAAAGGUCGAGCCGAAUCAGCUGAACGGGCCAAGUGGCGGUUGACAGCGGCCACGUCACGAGCACUGUCCACCGACAAGCCGCAACGGCCACCAGCGACGUCCAGUCCGUCGGGUGCCGACGCCACCGUGGCCGUCGUCGUUGGUAAACCGUCGACGUGUCAGUGUUUUACCCGGGCGUCAUUCCUCAUGCCACUGAUCGUGUUGUCGGCUUUCUUUUUCAUCCAACAGUUCUCCGGCGUAAACACUGUGGCUUUCUAUUCGGUUACGCUUCUGAAACGUAUCAGCCCCGACCUCAACGAAUACCACUGCACUAUGGCACUGGACGUAAUCAGAUUAGCCGUGUCGGUGAUGGCAUGCGGGUUGACCAAGAAAUACAAUCGCCGAUCUUUGGCAAUCGUCUCGGCCAUUGGCACGUGCUUGUCUCUGUUGUGUUUGGCAGUAUCGGUGAGCGAUACCACCGCAGCUGCAGGUGCACAGGAAACAGUAAUCGCAGCCGCCGCCGUCCAUGCCGUCCCUACACGGCCGAAAGGCGCCAGCUUGACUCCCAUACUGUCUAUCGUCUCGUACAUGGUGUUUGUCAACAUAGGAUUGGUACCGUUACCGUGGAUAAUGUCGGGUGAGGUGAGGCGUCAUUUUCAUUUUAGUUCAUUUAAAAUAUUAUUUUAGGCACAUAGAAUUGUAUCGUUAUAAUCACUUCUACUCACAUAAGUAAAACGUGUCUUUAUUACGGUCAGAUAUGAGUGAAAAAUAUGUUCUAAUACCGAACAAGAUGUAUGAUGUUAGUCCAAACCAACCCCAUAUUGCUCCAAGAAAGUUUACUAACCUAUGUUAAAAUCUAAAACCUACUACUAAGUCAAUGAAAAGCCAUCAUGAGUUUAAAUGAAGGAGAGGGGAAUUGAAUAAGUUAACCUACCUGUUGAUCCAAAUCUUACAAAGCUAUAGUCAUUUAAAAACCACAAUGGGUUGCAUAUUUACAUAAAAUUUGGGCAGACUUCGGGUAGGGUACAUAACACGAAAGGAUCCCUGUGCAAAUCCGAAUUUUCGGGGUUAAACCCCUAAAAGGUGUACUCACAUGUAAUUUUGAUAUUAUUAUACGAAAUUUGAAUAUACAUUUUUUUUUUAAUAUCUUGGUGACUGAAUAAAUAAGUUGAAAUAAUAGCUAAUUAAUUACAUAGUAUGGUUGUCACGUGCAAGUAAUCAAUACCUUUUUUUAAAUGACGAAGUUUAAUAUUAAACAACGGUAAUAACUGUGAUAUGGGUAGAGGUGAAAAUGAGGAAAUGCGUUCAAUUUAAUAUCCUAUUGUAUUGAUUUUGAUUUUUUUUAAUAUUUUAUUUCUAAAUUGUAAAAAAAAAAAUUGGCACGGGCAACACCGAGUGGAGCAAUAAUUAUAAUCUUCUAAAUAUAAUAAAAUUGAAAGUCUAUAUAUUAAAUGUUUGUCUGACCGCUGUACAAAUCUACAUUUUUAUUCCGAACUUGAUGAAACUUUGAAAUUCAAUUACUUGAAAUUCAAAACACGAAAAUUGUCGCUGUUUACUUUUUCUUACACUUGGUUUUAGAUAUUUUGUUAUUAACAAAUUGAAUUUCGUUGGCGGAAUUCUGGAUUACUUUAAUGACAUAAACAAAAUUUAAAAAAAAGAGCUGAUACUUGGGACGGGUGUGUCCACUGUUGUAGAUGGGAAGUGAAGAAGAUGGAAUACAUAAAGUUAUUUAAUUUAUACUUGUAACCAACAAUAAACCAUUGAUAACGAAAAACGAUUCGGAGCAAAGUUUGGUUUGCAUGUAUUUAAAAGCAGUACUAUUUACGAUUUUCACCGAAAUUUGAUUUUAAAAAUUCUAAAAAAAAAAAAAAAUACUACAUUAAACUAAAUUUUUUUGCCACUAAGUAUGACUUAUAAUGAACCUUCAAGCAAAUUUUCAAACAUUUCUGUUAAGUCUAACAAUUUAUCUACAGAGUACCUAACAAAUAAAAAUUACGUAAAAAUAAAAUGUCUAUGAAUUGCUCAAAAAUUGCUCGAAUGUUCUGAAAGCUUUACCAUGUCUAAGAAAGUGGAUUUGAGUUUCCUGUCAAUAUUUUAAGUCUUUAAAAAUGUUUAAUACUGAAUUGCAUUAAAAAAACAAAAUUUAAAAUAAUAAAACAGUUAUUAUAGUAAAAUUUCCUGUUUUUUCUACGUUUUUUUUUUCGGUUUUCGCUCAAUUAUUAAAAAAACUACAAAGAAAAUCAAAAAAUUGAAUAACUUACUCAUGAACUAGAUUAAAAAUUCAACAAAAAAGGUUACUUGUCGUUUAUCUAUUGGAGUAAUAUUUAUGGUAUAAAACAUAGGCAAAAUGUUUAAACAAAAUUGAUCAAAAUUUGUUUCACAAAAUUUUAAAAUAAUGAAAUUAUUAAGUUUUUUUAAAAAAAAUUCAUAUAUUUCGUCGUUUUUGGCUUUUUCCAAUUAUUAUGAAAAAUGUGUCGAUAAACUAUAAUAUUUAUAAUUUGAAAAUAAUAUAUUUUGCUAUUUUUCCUGGUUUUUCCUAUUUAUUAUAAAAACACCUAAAAAAACAAAAAAUCAAAAAAUAAACUCCACAAACUACCACCCCAGUCAGAUUUCCUUUCAGAAAGUAUUAUACUUGAAAAUCGGAGCAAAAUUUCCGAUAGAAAAGUUGUUCACAAAUAUAAAAAAAAUCGAAAAAUAAACAUCAUUAUAAAACGCUCCACUUAGCUCAGAAUACAAAAUAGUUAUUAUUUAAUUUGGUUAUCACAGUUAAGCAAGACAAGUACCUUUUAUAAGAACCAUUUUAUAUUAUUAUAAUAACACAUAAUGUAUAAUAAUAGCUAAUAACGCUAAUACCGAUCUAUAAAUGUUUUUCAGAUGUUUCCGGCAUACUGUAGGGAACUCGGCAGCGGGCUGUCCACUUGUUUUGGGUUCGUCAUGUUUUAUGUAGUAAUUCAAAUAAGCCCUUACAUGUUGGCCACCGUCGGCACAUCGAUGACGUUUUAUAUAUUCGGCACGGUAUCCGGUGCCGGGGCAGUUUUCCUUUAUUUGUGUCUACCGGAAACGAAAAACAAGACUUUGGACGGCGGUGACGCGACAUGAUUAAAAAUGUAAAACGAAUACCUAUAGUAUCAUUAUUGUCAUCGUUUCUGGGCGGAACGCACCGCGCUGUUUACGUUAUAUUUAGCCGGGAGAUGGCGACGCAAUAAAAAUAACUACAUAUAUAAUAAUAUCGACUACAUACAAUAACUCUAUUUUAGGUAAAUAAUAUUCAAAGUCAACAAAAAACGAUUGCUCAUUUACGUGUACCUGCACUCAACCCGGGGGUUCACCUGAUUGUGGCCCUUUUGUACUUUGCAAAGUGUAUACCUUCUUUCCUUUUUCAUAUACCCGAUUGCGGCCCGUGUAAAUUAGGUAGGAAAUACCAUUUUCAGUGAUUAUCAAAACUAAAUAAGUAUCCCGAUUGCGUCCAAAGUAUUUUCAUAUGAAUACUGUACAGCGAACCAACAAUUAUAAAUUAAUUUUUUUAAAUAUUUUAUGCAAUUUUAAUUCGAUAAUAAUUAUACAUUUAUAUUAUAUGCUUACUACAAAUUGUAAUAAUUCGAAUACUAUCAUAUGUUUAAAAAGCGAUUAUAAUAUGUAAAUAAUAUAAAAAUAUAUCAGUAUAUUUAUAAGAAAUAAUAUUUUAUUUAUUUAUACGAUUAUACGCUAAUUUGUGAACCAAUAUGGCUUAAGACACAAUCGGGAUACUUAUAUUUGGGAUAAAAUAAGAUUAACUGAAUUCGGGCCGCAAUCGGGCAAACCCAACAAUGGGAAUAUAUGUUUUUUUCUCAUAACCGGGCAUUAUUUUUUUCACCUAGAAUACGUAAUUGUAAAUAAUAAAAAUCGGAAACGUAGUUAAUUACCAAAUACAAAUUAUUUUUUCGUUAAAAAAAUGUCAAUUUUUUUUAUAUAUAUAAUUAUAAUAUUGUAUAAUGCAUAAUCUUAUUUUAAAAUAUAAAAACAUAUUUUAGUAAACUAACGACAUGUGGUCUAAUACAUGUAAGCCGUGUGCACGGAAAAAGCAAUUUAAGCAAUUGCUUCUCCAGCGACUUUACAGGUUUCUAGAAAAAAUCAAACCAUAAGUAGCCAGUAGAUAAAACACUAUUAAUACUAGGUGAGAUGGGAGUUGGAUUUACACGAGAGUGCAGUCUAAUAUAGUCUAAUAGUCUAAUAUAUACUGUGCGAUUAAAUGAAGAUAAAAAAUCAUUUUAAAUAGUGAAUAAAGAUAAUAUAUAGCUAAUUUAUAUGUAACUAAUAUCACGACAAAAAAAAUGUCUUAUAGGUUUAUAUGUUGUAAUAUUAAAUAUUGUAUGUAUACAUAUUACAUAAGUAUACAUUCAUAGUUGUAGUUAAUAGUUUAGUAAAAACUAUAAUGUCACUCAUUGUAUCCGUAACCUUUAGGUCUGAACACCACUGUGAUAUAUUUAAAUUUAUAAUAUAAUGAAAUGGAUUUUUUUUUAUUAAUUAGGUAAUAUUUACCUAUAUAUUAUUAUUUCGAUGGCAUUCGCUUUAAAACUGC